Messenger RNA from Procambarus clarkii (red swamp crayfish), 1696 nucleotides. It is a transcript of the gene mdlc, whose product is annotated as RING finger protein mdlc. Gene Ontology annotation, molecular function: metal ion binding. The record is from RefSeq and is a predicted model, not a curated record. NCBI's taxonomy places the organism in Eukaryota, Metazoa, Arthropoda, Malacostraca, Decapoda, Cambaridae. Gene Ontology annotation, biological process: snoRNA splicing. Gene Ontology annotation, cellular component: U2-type spliceosomal complex.
UACGCCACAAGAGCUGGAGGAGGACGGAGUGUAGUAGAACUUCAGUGUUAAGUGCUGUGUCCUUAUUUUCGCCUGUGGCUGCUGGUGAAGUGUACAGGCCAAGCUUCCACUUUCCAUUUAGGAGACUUUAUUUAGCAAUGUGGCGGAUAACUGUCAGUCGCGUUUUAGUCUAAAUAAAAAGCAAUUACUGACGUAGCUGAAGGACUGCACGCGCUGACUGAUGGCAAGGUUGUGAUACUGUUGGAUGAUCUCCAAUGCCCUCUAGUACAGUGCUGUUAUCACAAGACAAGUCUGGCCUCAGGCCGAGCUUGGGGAAAUAGAAGAACUCGCAGAACUGACACCAGGUAAAUGUCAGGUAGCAGUGAAGAUGACACAAAAGUAAUCAAGAAAGAGAAGAAAGUUGAUCUAAGAAACCCUAUGGUUCAGCGAAGCAAGAAUAGAGGCAGGAUACAUGAAGAUAAUUCCUCAAGUGAUGACAGUGAUGAUGAUAUAAGUGCAGCGUACAAGUCUCAACGCACGAGAGAAAGAGAAGGACCAAAAGACAUGGGUGCUACAUCCACAGUUCAGUUUGAGACAGAAAAAGAUAGGGAUGCUCAGGCAAUUUAUGAAAGAACACUUCAGGUUAAUAAAGAAACUAGAGGUCAAGCAGAUGACAAAAUAUAUCGUGGCUUGAAUAACUACAGUCAAUUCUAUGAAAAGAAAGAUACAGCUCAGGGUAAUGCAGCAAGUGGAGGGGUCCGCAAAGGUCCCAUUCGAGCCCCGGAUCAUCUGCGAGCAACAGUAAGAUGGGACUACCAGCCAGAUCUGUGCAAGGACUACAAGGAGACUGGAUUCUGUGGUUUUGGAGAUAGCUGUAAGUUUUUGCACGACCGGACAGAUUACAAGUUAGGCUGGCAGCUCGAGCUAGAAACUAGCAAGCAGAGAGGUGGAGACUGUGACUCGGAUGAAAACUGGGAGAUCCCAAGUGACGAUGAGCAUCUUCCCUUCAAGUGCUUCAUCUGCAGACAGUCUUUCACAGAUCCAGUGGUUACCAAGUGUAAACAUUAUUUUUGUGAAAAGUGUGCCCUUGACCACUUCAAGAAAACGAAACGUUGUUACGUGUGUAGUGAAAAUACGGGAGGAAUGUUUAACCCAGCUGUUGAGCUUAUAGCCAGAUUUAAAAACGAAGAUGUGGAUGACAGUGACUAAGAUGUCAAUUUUUCGUAAAUGUGUUUUUUUGUUUUUUUUUUUUUUACAUAUUUUAAAACAAAAGUAAUUGAGGUGAAAGAUUAUUUUAUAAUUGCAAAGUAAAUACGUCUGUUGUUGGCUGCAUGGACUCAUAAUUUAUAUCUUUUAAGAAUUAAUUGGUAUUGUUCAUUAAGAUUUCUUUAUUACAAAAUGCUAAAGUUGAACUGUGCAUUGGUAUUUGAGUCAAUUUCAAGAAUAUUGCAUUGUCUACAGACACCAGUUAUAAUAUGGUAAAUGAUACAAAACUCAGAAAAAAUACUCAUAAUUUGAGCUGAAUGUAUGUAAUGUACAAUCGGUUAUGCAAUUCAGCCUCAGUUUGUAUCAGUUGUUUCAGACGUACCGAUUUGUUUUCUUAUAAAAUUCUCUGACUUCAAGAACUCCCAUAAUGCAUAAUGUUAAGGGACCUUACAUACGAAUCCCACAAUUUGUUUCAUUGGUUUAAAUGUAAAACAUGAAUAUCAUGCUAUAA